Molecule: messenger RNA, 1771 nt
Organism: Zea mays
Lineage: Eukaryota; Viridiplantae; Streptophyta; Magnoliopsida; Poales; Poaceae
Product: histone H2A.V
Exons: 8
Coding region: 750-1517 (255 amino acids)
Cellular component (GO): nucleosome
Molecular function (GO): DNA binding; structural constituent of chromatin; protein heterodimerization activity
Source: RefSeq, a predicted model, not a curated record
AUGUGCUAUUCAUGACUUUUCAGAUUCUUAGGUUGGUGCCAGUUCGUUCAAUGCUCAUACCUCACUACUGGCAAGGGAUAAGAGCUUUAUGAUGGUGAACAACCUCUGAGUGCAGAGUUGGGUGAAGAGCUUGGAAAGACUCAGCCACUCAGAGUUGGGUGAAAGGCUCAAGUAUCCUUCCAGUAUGAGUCAUGUGGUUUUAAAGUCUUAGAAAAUGCAGCAGCAGAUGUUUCUUUAUCCUCCAAAAUAGAUGGCAAAGACAGAAUAGAAGAUGGGAACAGGUCGAUGGUACAAAGGUUUAGAUCUCAACUGACGCAUCAGAUGGAUGCCUUGCAUAAAACCGUAUCAAGUUCUGUUGCAGUUCUAUCAUGCAACAGAAGGACCACCUUAAUGAAAUGAAACAUGAAAGUGGUUAGAGCCGAAGGUCUUGUUGAAAGGACCAUCUUCUUUUGUGUUGUAACAACUAUAUAUUCUUCAUGGGUAUCUUUCAGUUAUAACAACUAAUCACUGCUUACAUAUGGCAAAGACAGAAUAGAAGAUGGGAACAGGUCGAUGGUACAAAGGUUUAGAUCUCAACUGACCCAUCUCAAACGGAGAGGAAUUUCGAAUUGUGGCAGGUGCUGCCUCCACCUGGUAACGGUGAGCUGAAAUACUAUGGUUGUGAGCAGUAAAUUCGACCAAAUCAUCUGCUCCACAGAAGCCAUCAGCGCCUCGACCGGACAGUGACAUAGGUGAUCCACAGAUACUUCAUGUACACAACAAAAGAUUUGGAAGAGUGGUCAGAAAAUCAUGAUUCCUUUCGCCACGAGCAGAAUUUGGUUCAGUGGACUGAGAAAAAACGGCCAUAUGUUGAAGCCCUUUUCAUCGUGGUUGUAACCAAUGGUGUCGGUAAGGAUUUUGCCAUCAACAAUGGUGCAUGCUCUUGUUCCACGUACGUAUUUGGGAUGUUUUAUUCUCUACUUGCUUUCCUGCUUAUAGAUUUGGUUGUCCUCAAAUGGUUUCACCUAAUACGUUUAGUGUCGAACCAAAUAUUUGCCAGAGUCGUACUGGAAGACGAGAUCUCGCUGACGGAGGUAGGAGGGCUGCUGCAGGAGUGGGAUGGCAGGGAAGAGCCAGCAGGACAGCAUGCCCUAGAGGACAGCCUCGCAUUCGAGGAUCUGGGGAGCAUGCUGGAGUCCAUCAAAGUGGAGAGGGCCAAAUAUUCACUGAUGUGCUUUCAGUUCCCUGUUGGACGUAUCCACCGUCAGCUGAAGCAAAGGACUCAGGCAAAUGGUCGUGUUGGUGCCACCGCAGCCGUCUACUCAGCUGCCAUCCUGGAGUACUUGACUGCCGAGGUUCUGGAGCUGGCUGGGAAUGCUAGCAAGGAUCUGAAGGUGAAGCGUAUCACCCCUCGCCAUUUGCAGCUAGCUAUUCAUGGAGACGAGGAGCUGGACACUCUCACCAAGGGCACCAUCGCAGGCGGAGGUGUCAUACCGCACAUUCACAAGUCCCUGAUCAACAAGUUAUCCAAGGAGUGAAGACUAGGGGAUGUGCAUCUUUAGUUUAAACUGGACUUCUGUGCGCUCCUGAGCGAGUCCUUGUUGUACCGUAGGUUUUAGUUGAGCUGUUAGGUUGGAGCUCCUUUGUGUAACGCUUGCCUGGUACUGCUUCAUUAGUUAUUUGGUUAUUGUGUUUGUGUUGAGUUGUUAACUUCAGGGGUGCAAACCUGGUUGCUUAUUUAGUUAUGUGACUACUGCUAUUCGGUUUAUUUUUAAUUUUUUUGUAGCUGCAA